ACACACACCCUGUCGUGAACCAGGGUAAGAGCACAGAUUUAGAGUCUGGCUGCAGGCUGUUGUGUGUGUUGGUUUGUGUGUGUGUGUGUGUGUGUGUGUGUGUGUGUGUGUAUAGUGUGUGUGUGUGUGUGUGUAUAGUGUGAGGAAUGGCGAGCUCUGAGGAGGAGCUGGAUGAAGAGCAGAUGAUUGAGUUUGUGAUCAGAGCGAGUCUUCAGGAGUCCUGUAGUUUCCCCCUGCAGAGAACCUGGAGCCUGGAAACAGCGAGUGAAGAAAACCUGAAGAUUUUAGCUGCUAUAGAGAAAGGUGAUGUUUCUGCAAUACGGACGCUGCACUGCCAUAAGAGCGCUUUUACGGAGAGGGACAGCAGGGGGUGGCUGCCCAUGCACAGAGCUUCAGUUCAGCCGGAUGCUCAGCUACUGGAUGCUGUUCUUCUGGCAUCUCACGAGCUGAGUAUGGAAGAGGCUACAUCAGACGGUGAGACGUCUUUAACUCUGGCUGCUCAGGCUGGACACGUGAAGAACGUGAAGAUGCUGCUGAGACACGGUUCUUCACCACACAACACCAACAGCAAGAACGAAUCUCCGCUAUUACUGGCGGUCAGGCUGGGCUCCUAUGACAUGGUGCUGGAGCUGAUUUUGGGUGGGGCGUUUGUGGAGCAGGUGUGUCUGAAGAAGUGGACAGCACUGCAUGAAGCUGCUCAGGUGGGCUGCACCGACGUCCUGAUGCUGCUCCUGCGGCACGGCGGGAAGGUCUCGGCCCGGGACGGACACGGAGUCACGCCGCUGGGAGUCGCAGCGGAGUUCGGCCGUCCGGAUAUCCUGGAAAUUCUCAUAGAACAUGGAGGAGAUGUUUCUGCUCAGGCCACUAAUGGAGACACAGUGUUAUAUGAUGCAUCCGGUUCUGGAAACCUGGACUGUAUCCUCCUGCUGCUGAACCACGGCGCGAGUCCUAAUGUAGCCAGUCUGGCCUUUCAGCUCCCCGUCCACCGCGCUGCGUAUGAAGGGCAUUAUCUAGCACUGAAGACACUGAUGCCGAUAACCACUAAGAGAGCGAUUCGUCUGUCGGGGAUGAGUCCGGUUCACUCUGCCGCAGACGGAGGACAAGCCGCCUGUCUGGAGCUUCUGAUCGAGAAAGGCUACGACGUGAACGCUCUGCUGGGGGGACACAUUUCAGACAACUACGGGGACAUGAGGAAGUCCCCGCUGUACUUCGCCGUGUCCAACGGAGACGUGACCUGCGCCGAGAUGCUGCUGAGCGCCGGAGCCGAACCGGACCUGGACCCUCUGCGCUGCCUCCUGGUGGCCGUCAGGGCCGGGCGCUACGAGCUGGUGCGGCUGCUCCUGGCUCACGGUGCCGACGUUAACUGCUUCUUCACGGCGAUCAGCGACACGGUGUUCCCCACGGCGCUGCAGUACUGCCUGCAGGACCACAUGAUGCUGCGUCUGCUCCUCAACAACGGCUACAGCGCAGAGAGCUGCUUCAGGUGCAGACACGACCACGAUGUCCUGGAGAACUGCGUCUGGGAGCGAGGAUACAUGGUGGAGAACACGCGCAACGCUUACACCAACAAAGUGACGUUUUGUGAAUUCGUCAGCGUGUCGUGGCUGAAGCACCUGGUGGGCCGGGUGGUGCGCACUCUUCUGGACUACGUCAGGCAUGUAAACAUCUGCUCUAAACUACAGAACAUCCUGGAGAAGCAGAAAGAGUGGCCUGAGAUCUGUGAGAUCCUCAAUAGCCCACGUUCCCUACAGCACCUGUGCAGACUGCUCAUCCGGACGAAGAUGACGCCGACAAGAUUAAACAGCCCUGAGAUUAUGAGCUCCGUUCCGUUCCCUCCUGCACUGAAGAACUAUCUGAUAUAUAAGGAGUAUGAUCUCUAUGGUAGAAUGGAUGAGUGGUAGACACUAAAAUGUGUGUGUUUGUUUAGUGUAUUGUGUGGUUGUAAAUUUGUACUUUGUAAUUUGUACUAGAGUAUUAUUUUGCAUUAUUAAACUGAAUUGUUAGUAG
Molecule: messenger RNA, 2007 nt
Organism: Astyanax mexicanus (Mexican tetra)
Lineage: Eukaryota; Metazoa; Chordata; Actinopteri; Characiformes; Acestrorhamphidae
Gene: asb15b
Product: ankyrin repeat and SOCS box containing 15b
Exons: 9
Coding region: 147-1901 (584 amino acids)
Biological process (GO): intracellular signal transduction
Cellular component (GO): cytoplasm
Molecular function (GO): protein binding
Source: RefSeq, a predicted model, not a curated record